UCUCUGUGAGGCUGGUCAACAUGUAAUCCUCUAAUGCAUGUUUUUUUUCUUUUCAGGGAAUGUGGGAAGCUCGUAUCUGUUUGGCACUUUCCAAGUCCACCUUUAUUGACAUGGAAAUUUAAAGCGAAAAUCCUGCCUGAUCUUUAUCUGGGAAAUCUCAAAGAUGCUCAAGACAAGGAGCUGUUGGCGCAACACAACAUCACCCACAUCCUGUCCAUCCAUGACACAGCUGCACCCAUCUUGGAGGACAAGACAUACCUUUGUAUAUCUGCUUCUGACCACUCAAAGCAAAACCUGAUGCAGUACUUUAGGGACAGCAUCAUGUUCAUACAUGAGUCUAGGAUGAAAGGGGAAGGCUGCCUCGUCCACUGUGUGGCAGGAGUGUCCCGCAGCGUUACCUUGGUGGUGGUCUACAUCAUGACGGUGACGGGCCGAGGCUGGGUGGAGUCGUUGGCGGCGGUGAGGGCAGCCAGACCGUGUGCGGGGCCCAACCUGGGCUUCCUGCGGCAGCUGGAGGAGUUUGAAAACACAGAGCUGACAGAAUAUCGGGCCUGGUGGCAGGACCGGUACGGGGAUAGCUCAUUCAGUGACGAUGAGGAAGUCGGAGCUCUUUUGACUCGCAAAUCCAACGCCAACGCCAACGGCAGCGCCUUGGCAACCAGCAUCACACCGUCUCGGGCUACAAGCGGCACCUGAACAAAGUCGCGCUAACUUCUUCUUCUUCUUCUUCUUCUUACAUCAGCACAAGAUGAGCUGUGGGAGGGGCUGCUGCUGCUGCUCGGACUAUUACAGUACACCCACUAAGAUCAGCAGCUGCAUGAUAAAAGAGGAUUUCUGCCUUUCAUUAUCAAUCCUGACAAAAAAAAGUUAUCGAUCUCCCCCCCCUCCCCACCACGGUUCAGAAUCCCCCCCUGGCUCUGAACAGCUUAAGCAUGGGGGACUUUUUAAAAAAUGUCAGUCUAUCAGUCCCCUUCAAAAAUGACAUGUCCUUGCCCUUAACUGUCAAAACAACAUGCAAGGGCAGUCAAGCAUGACCACAAGGAAAUAUGUACACAUAGUACACAGUGUGAACACGCAUUUAGCAGUGUGCACUCCCCCUGUCAGUUAUGUUAUGCUGUGUCUACUUGAAAUAUGAGUAUUACUUUCUGUGAAAAAGUACAGUAUCUUCCAGUAAAGCACUAUAUGAAGCAGUUUGUAUUUGUUUAUUUGCAUUAUAUAUUAUUGAAAAGUAAAAAAAAAAAAAAAAAAGAAAAAGAAAAGAAAAAAAGUUUGAUUUUUUUUUGUGUUGUUAAAGAGUGCAUAGUCCAAAUAAGAUUACAUGAUUAUAUGCCAAGUGCUUAUCAUUCCUUUUUAAGGAACCAGCUCGUAGAUUAGAUGACUCACGCCUUUGUUUCUGAAUCAGCAAAGUUGCAUUUUUGCUUAAUAAAAUGUUAAUUGACAGAAGAUGUGUAAGUGAAGAUUACUGUUUCUGUUUAGAGAACUGGAUCACAACGUGGGGGUCGGGAAGGGGUCACAAAUUAAAUCUGAAAAGGUCCUGACAUUAUUAACAAGAUAUAGAAAAGUAGAUAAAACAUCUCUGAUAUACAUGAAAUUAUGAUAUUUUUAUUUUUUAGAU
Scomber scombrus (Atlantic mackerel) is the source of this 1615-nucleotide messenger RNA. Its product is annotated as dual specificity protein phosphatase 22-B-like. The coding region runs from base 34 to 696 and encodes 220 amino acids. The record is from RefSeq and is a predicted model, not a curated record. Gene Ontology annotation, molecular function: protein tyrosine/serine/threonine phosphatase activity. Gene Ontology annotation, cellular component: cytosol. Gene Ontology annotation, biological process: regulation of cell population proliferation; positive regulation of JNK cascade; transforming growth factor beta receptor signaling pathway. The transcript has 7 exons. Lineage: Eukaryota; Metazoa; Chordata; Actinopteri; Scombriformes; Scombridae.